Molecule: messenger RNA, 576 nt
Organism: Bombyx mandarina (wild silkworm)
Lineage: Eukaryota; Metazoa; Arthropoda; Insecta; Lepidoptera; Bombycidae
Source: RefSeq, a predicted model, not a curated record
AUGGAAUCCGGGGGUCAAGAUGAGAAAAACGACACAGAGAUCCUCAACAAAUUGGAAGACGAACGUUUUAGACUGCAGAGACAGGUGCGAGUAAUAGAAGCAGAUAGACUACAUCGGACUACAGGAGUCCACCCACAGCUGCGAAGACAGGACAUGCUACUCGGAACCUUGAAGAGAGAGUACAUAAACUUGCUGAAAGACUUGAAAAUCGCAAGAUCCGGUGCACACAAGAAGAAAGAUAAGAAAAUGAAGGGCACUCUAAAAAGAGCUCUAUUGCAGAGGAUCAAGUCUGAAAUUGAUAGUGAAGAGGGCACGACCGAAAUGCAUCAAUUAGAAGAAUUAUUUCAAAAGAAUCUCCGCGAGAUGUUACAGUUGAAGAAAAUAACAAAUGCCACGACUGGACAGUUAGAUGAACGUCGAACCCAAAGCGAAUCACGACUGAUGGCCACUGAAAAUAAGCUGGAAGCGGCCAUGCUCAGAUUUAAUUUGGUCCAGACUGAAAACAAAAAGAUCAGGGACGAAAUAAGCCAUAUGCUGAAAGACAGGUACAAUUUCAAUACAUUUUUUUCUGACUAG